Molecule: messenger RNA, 1968 nt
Organism: Phascolarctos cinereus (koala)
Lineage: Eukaryota; Metazoa; Chordata; Mammalia; Diprotodontia; Phascolarctidae
Product: solute carrier family 5 member 4-like
Biological process (GO): sodium ion transport; transmembrane transport
Cellular component (GO): plasma membrane
Molecular function (GO): D-glucose:sodium symporter activity
Source: RefSeq, a predicted model, not a curated record
AUGGACAUCACCGUGAGCCCCAGUAUCUCUGCCGGGACCCCCGUGCCACCCUCUCCAUCAGACCUCAUCAACAAUGUGGCAGACAUCUCAGUUAUUGUCAUCUACUUUGUUUUGGUCCUGGCAGUGGGGUUAUGGGCCAUGCUAAAUACCAAUAGAGCAACAGUGGGAGGCUUCUUCCUGGCUGGCAGGGACAUGGUGUGGUGGCCCAUUGGUGCCUCUCUCUUUGCCAGUAACGUUGGCAGUGCCAGUUUUGUGGGCCUGGCUGGGACUGGUGCAGCCUCAGGAAUUGCAGUUGCUGUGCUUGAGUCAAAUGGUUUGUUAUUGCUGCUGGUCCUCGGCUGGAUCUUUGUCCCCAUUUACAUCAAGGCUGGGGUGGUGACCGUGCCUGAGUAUUUGAUAAGGUGGUUUGGAGGGAAAAGGAUUCAGAUCUUUUUCUCUGCCCUUUCCCUGUUCUCAUGUAUAGUGACAAGUAUCUCGGGCAGCAUGUUCUCAGGAGCCAUAUUCAUCAACGUGGCCCUCAGGAUGGAUCUUUACGUAGCCAUCUUCAUCUUACUGGUCAUCACGGGGAUCCUCACUAUUGCAGGUGGCUUGGCCUCUGUGAUUUAUACUGAUGCCCUGCAGACAGUCAUUAUGCUGGUCGGCUCUUUCAUCCUCACUGGCUAUGCUUUUGCAGAAGUGGGAGGAUAUGAGGCCUUCACUGAGUACAUGAAAUCCAUCCCAUCUGUCAUCAGACAAAAUGUAACUCUGAACCCUGAAUGCUACACGCCCAAAGCAGAUGCCUUCCACCUCUUCCAGGAUCCCAUCACUGGUGAACUGCCAUGGCCAGGAGCCCUCAUUGGAAUGAACCUUGUUUCUCUUUGGUACAGGUGUGCAGACCAGGUGAUGGUGCAGCGGUGCCUCUCAGGGAAGAAUAUGUCCCAAGUGAAGGCUGGUUGCAUCUUGUGUGGCUAUCUGAAGCUGCUGGCCCUCUUCCUUAUGGUGAUGCCCGGUAUGAUCAGCCGCAUUCUGUACCCAGAUGAAGUAGCCUGUGUCAUGCCUUCAGAAUGUGAGAAAUACUGUGGCACCAGUACAGGCUGCAGCAAUAUAGCCUACCCAAAGCUGGUGGUAGAGCUCAUGCCCAAUAGACUUCGGGCACUGAUGUUGUCAGCCAUGUUGGCAUCACUCAUAAGCUCCCUCACCUCCGUCUUCAAUAGUGCCAGCACUCUGUUCACCAUUGACAUCUAUACCAAUCGAAAGCGAGCAUCGGAGAGAGAGCUCCUACUAGUGGGAAGGUUGUUCAUCAUGGUCCUGAUUGCCCUCAGCAUUGCUUGGAUCCCAAUAAUCCAGGCAAGUCAAAGUGAACUUCCAGUAUAUUCAUCUAUAGCAAGCUACCUUGUCCCCAUUGCAGCUGUGUUCCUGCUUGCCAUCUUCUGCAAGAGAGCUAAUGAGCAGGGAGCUUUCUGGGGACUAAUUUUUGGACUUGCAAUUGGCCUAAUUCAUAUGUUUGCUGAGUUUGCCUAUGGGACAGGCACUUGCAUGGCCCCCAGCCCAUGUCCCAACAUCAUCUGUGGAUGGCAUUACUCCUAUUUCAGCAUCUUUCUCUUCAUGUUGACAGUCUUGAUUAUACUCGGUAUCUCUCUGGUGACAAAACCUAUUCCUGACAUACAUCUGUAUCGCCUUUGCUGGGCUCUCCGCAAUAGCCAGGAAGAACUCGUCGACCUGACCCCUGAGCAGUAUGGACAAGAGGAAGCUGGAGACCAGGGAGAAGAAGAUGGCCCAGUGGAAUCACAAGGGUUCUUCAAGAGGGCCUGGAAUGCAUUCUGUGAGCUGGAGACAAAGAAAGGCCCCAAGCUGACCGAGGAAGAGAAGGCUGCCCUGCAGAAGCAGCUCACAGACACAUCAGAAGAACCCUUGUGGAGGAAUGUGGUGAAUAUCAACACCAUCCUGGUCCUGGCUAUGGGCGUCUUCUACCAUAGUUAUUUUGCCUGA